Molecule: messenger RNA, 681 nt
Organism: Sphenostylis stenocarpa
Lineage: Eukaryota; Viridiplantae; Streptophyta; Magnoliopsida; Fabales; Fabaceae
Source: the annotation of a GenBank genome assembly
AUGGAUAUCAUGAUAUCGAAACCACAAGAAGCGAUUUUGCGAAAUUGGAAGGAAGAAGAGAGGAAGAGGGUGUCGCACAACACAGUCUAUCUCUUUGGAGUUGGAAGGAGAAGCGAGGAUGCCCGUAAGAUGGGGGUUUUAAUUUUCUAUAAAACCCUUUCUUUCGUUCUCAUUUUCGCAGACCAGUCGGCGGCCAUUGAUUUUCCGCGAGAUUUUCUUGGGAUUUCGAUGCUAGAGCAGCCCAACAAAUACUACUUCAUCAUUCGCGGCCAGAAGAUUGUUCUGGAGGCCGAUUAUUCUAUCUUGACUAUCAUGGAGAAACUCCAGUCCUACAAGUCCAAAGUGGCCCUUCAUUUCGAGGGAACGCUGUAUAAAUUGGGUGACUUUCAGAUGAGAGUGAUUAAAGUUGUUCCCAAUCAAGCAGAAAGUCUCCGAGGAAUUAUGAUUGAGAUUGAGUAUCUCCCUAUUUCGUCAGUUGAAAAAUCCAAGAGAAUUAUGGAAGAUUUCAUCGAUAUGUGGAAAGAAGUAGUGUCUAAAAAAUCCUUAGCGGGUCAGUUCAUGCAUACAGAACCAAAUUAUGCAGAAUAUGGACUUUCUGACAAUUAUACUUCUCAGCAUACUGCUGUUCAGUAUGCUGCUUCGUUGGCCCAACUAAUUCAAUCUUCACAGUUACGAAACUAG